AUGGCAGUCCUAACAGCUCCUUCCAGCAACCUGCCGUACGUGGUGGCUUUAAACUGCAUGGAGGGCUGCCACGCGCAAGCCGAGGCGCUCGCGGACCUCUGCGUCCUCGAGAAUGUCGGGCUCAGCGAGGGCAUGCUCGACAAGCUCGAGCGUGCUGACGUGGUGCUCGUUCAUUCGCUGCAUUACCUCCCGCGCGCCGCGCAGCGAAAGCUCUCCGCGUCGCAGCUGAUUCUGUGCCUCGGGUCGUCCGCCGACACGCGCCCCGUCGAGUCGUCGCUCGCGGAAGAGCUCGGCCUGCGAUUGGUCCACGUGGACGUGCCGCGCACGGACGAGGUCGCGGACAGUGUGAUGGCGUUAAUGCUCGGACUGCUCCGCCGCACUCACGUUCUCGCGGCGCAGGGCAUGCGGCGGCUGCGCGGGAUGGUGCUGGGGCUCGUCGGCGCAAACGCUGCUGCGCGCGCCGUCGCGCGGAGAGCUGCCGUGUUCGGCAUGCGCGUCGUCUUCUGCGACCCCGAGGGGGAGCUGCAGCGCUCCCCGCGGGCGGCGGCGCUGAUGCGCGCGGUGGGAACAGAGCGGAGCACAGUGGAGGCGGUGCUGGCGGCCAGUGACGUGGUGUCCCUCCACGUGGCGCUCACUGAUUCGACGCUCCACCUCAUCAACGACGACACCGCCAAGCACUUCAAGAAAGGCGCCAUGUUAAUCAACGCCAGCAGUUGUCACCUGGUGAGCGACAGUGCCAUCAAGAGGACGCUCAACAGCGGCCGCCUGGGCAGCUGUGCGCUGGAUGGCGUUGAGGGCAACCAGUGGCUCGAGGCGUGGGUUCGGGAGUUCCCGAACGUCCUCAUCUUGCCUCGGAGUGCCGACUACAGCCAGGAGGUUUGGGAUGCGCUUCAGUCCAAGGCUGUGGCAGUGGUUCGGGCGUUCCUAACCUCAGGAAAGGUGCCGGAGGAGCUGGUAUUGGAUGACUCGUUUGGAGGGGUGGAGGGGGAGGAAGAGGAGGAGGAGGAGGAAUCACAAUGGCAAGCACUACACGCAAUCUUCCCGGCUUCUUCCGGUGCUUCUGGUGGUUCUGGUGCUGGUGGUGCUGCGAAUGGUGGCGAUGGUGGUGGUGGGGUGGGGGGGAAGAAGGCGGGACGGGCGAGUGGGGGAGGGCGAGCGGAGGAGGGAAGGAGGGGUGGGGCCGAUGGGAGCAAGAGUGGAUCUUCUGGAGGGAAGAAGCAAGGGGGCGAGAGGAGGGGAGACACACAGACAGAUGCAUUAACAGCUUCUGUAGAGAAGGUGGGUCUUCCCUAUCGCCUUGCUUUUGACGGCAUGCAGCUACUCCCGGACUGUCCCCUGCAAGACGGCAUGCUGGUGGCGCUACAGCCACUCUCCACCACCUAUGCUCUCCUCUCACGAUUCCCCUCCUUUCUAAAUCCUCCCCCCCCCCACUAUCUCCCCCUGCCAAUCCAGUUGCUCCCGGACUGUCCCCUGCAAGACGGCAUGCUGGUGGCCCUACAGCCGCUCUCCACCACCUCCUCCUCCGCCUCCUCCUCCGCCUCCUCCUCCGCCUCCUCCUCCGCUCUCUCGCUGCCAACAGCCUUCGCAGCGGCCUUCCCCAAGGCGCUCUUUGCGGCCAAGCGCCACCAAGGGGGGGCGUCGUGGCGGUUUGCACCAGUGGAGGGGAUUUCAACUCAGCACCCGAGCGUGCAAUUCGUGAUCGUGUGUGACAAGGUGGGUGGGUGUGUGGUGUGUGGAUGGUCGCAGCUCCCAACAGCCUUCGCAGCGGCGUUCCCCAAGGCGCUCUUUGCAGCCAAGCGCCACCAAGGGGGCGCACCGUGGCGGUUUGCACCCGUGGAGGGCAUCUCCACGCAGCACCCAAGCGUGCAGUUCGUGAUCGUGUGUGACAAGGUGGGUGGGUGUGUGGUGUGUGGAUGGUCGCAGCUCCCAACAGCCUUCGCAGCGGCGUUCCCCAAGGCGCUCUUUGCAGCCAAGCGCCACCAAGGGGGCGCACCGUGGCGGUUUGCACCCGUGGAGGGCAUCUCCACGCAGCACCCAAGCGUGCAGUUCGUGAUCGUGUGUGAUAAGCACCCGAGUGUGCAGUUCGUGAUCGUGUACGACAAGGUGGGUAGGUGGGCGGCGGGUGGGCUGCUGCUGCUGCUGGUGAACGACGACUUGGAUAUAACCUGUCCUCCCGUGUUCGCAGGCGGAAAGUUUCUACAAGCCACGGAGGGUGGGGAGCUGCUGCUGGUGAACGAUGACUUGGAUCUCGCAGAGAGCUGGUUCUUCACCGCCCUGCCGCACCCCUCCAAUGGCCUUGCCCUCUCCCUCACCAACGCCCUGCACUCGCAUGUGGAACUUCAGGUGCUGGUUCAUGUCUUGAGUGGAGGUUGA
Messenger RNA from Closterium sp. Yama58-4, 2373 nucleotides. Lineage: Eukaryota; Viridiplantae; Streptophyta; Zygnematophyceae; Desmidiales; Closteriaceae. The record is from the annotation of a GenBank genome assembly.